Messenger RNA from Eriocheir sinensis (Chinese mitten crab), 1123 nucleotides. It is a transcript of the gene eEF1delta, whose product is annotated as elongation factor 1-delta-like. Gene Ontology annotation, molecular function: translation elongation factor activity; guanyl-nucleotide exchange factor activity. The coding region runs from base 114 to 1076 and encodes 320 amino acids. The record is from RefSeq and is a predicted model, not a curated record. Lineage: Eukaryota; Metazoa; Arthropoda; Malacostraca; Decapoda; Varunidae. Gene Ontology annotation, biological process: translational elongation. The transcript is spliced from 10 exons. Gene Ontology annotation, cellular component: cytosol; eukaryotic translation elongation factor 1 complex.
AUAAUCUGGCAACGUUGGUCAAAAGAAGAAGAAGAAGAAGGGAACGAGGAACGGACUGGCCCUUUCCACCCGGCCCAGCGCUGCACGAGGUCUGGACGCCUACCACAGUCACCAUGGCGCUAGAACUUGCUCACGAGAACAUCUGGUUUGACAAGUGGCGUGUGGACGAUGCUGAGCGGCAGUUUUAUGAGACCAAGUCUUCGCCUGCCCUGGGACUGUCCUGUGCGAGGCAGCCUUGCACAGGGCGGAUGUUAGGUCUGGACUCCCAGUGUGGGUUGGAGAGUCAAGGAUGCGAGUCCACCUCAGCGGACAAUGAGUGUUCCCGGCUCCCCCAGCAGGCAACUUCCCCCAGCGGCAGCCAGCCCAGCGAGGUGGAAGGCUCGGGCCUGGGAUCUGUGGCCAGUCAGAUUGCUAAGGCGCGGCAGGAAAUAAAGAAUUCCCUUUCUGCUAGUCAUGCUGGUGGCAGCAUUGGCAGCCAAGGGUCUGCUGAUGUCUUAAACCGUCUCACAAAGCUUGAGUCCCAGAAUUCUGUCCUGACCAAAACUGUGUCAGCCUUGGAGAAAACAGUCAUCCAGCUCACUAAGAGGUUGGACUCUUUAGACCAUGGAGGCAAGACUACAGUUAGUGCUACCACCUCCACCUCAACCCCUGUCCAGAACAACAAGCAAGCAGAGGAAGAUGACGACGAUGAUGAAGUCGACCUCUUUGGCUCUGAUGAUGAUGAGGAGGAAGAUGAAGCAGCAGCCAAGGUGAGGGAGCAGCGCCUCAAAGCAUAUGCAGAGAAAAAGUCCAAGAAGCCGGGUCCCAUUGCCAAAUCCUCUGUCCUGCUUGACUGCAAACCUUGGGAUGAUGAGACUGACAUGGGGGUGAUGGAGAAAGAGAUCAGAAAGAUUGAGAUGGAUGGGCUUAUCUGGGGUGCUGCUAAGUUGGUCCCACUAGCAUAUGGAAUUCAGAAGCUCUCCAUCCUGUGCACAGUUGAAGAUGAGAAAGUCUCUAUAGAUGACCUCUCAGAGAAGAUCCAAGAGAUUGAAGACUACGUCCAGAGUGUUGAUAUUGCUGCAUUCAACAAGGUCUAAGUUAUGCAUUCCAGUGCUAAGAUAAAUUAAUUAAAUUUCUGUACCUA